UUAUAAAGAUGGCAAAUAAAUAAAAAAGAUUUACAGGAAGAAAAAAAAGAACCCAAAAAGAGAAAUAGAUUAUUUUUUUCCACAAAAUUUUAUUUCUUUCUAUCUUCUUCCGUUCAUCUAGUGAUUCAUAAACAAAAACAAAAAUGAAUCAAACAACCCUAAACAAAAACAAAUGAUCCGAAAGUUUCGACCUUGAUCACAAACAAUAAAAGUUCCAUUCUUUUUUUUUUUUGAGAUCUCAAAAACAUUCAUUGAUUUUUUUUUUUUUUAUAAUAGCAGCGAAUCUGAGUUCAUGUCCGCGAGGAAACACCCCGAUCCUUGCAACCACUUGUCUGAUUACAAGCUUAGAUACGGCACCGAUGGUUACAAAUCGUUCCAGAACAUGUUCUCCGCAUCCCUCAGCGACGGAAGAAUCAAGAUCAAACUCCAACCAGAAACAAAAACACCACCCAGAUGCAGUCACUGCUCUCUUCUCCAUCCUCAUCACCACAACCACAACAGCAAGAGACUCUACAUCUGUCUGAUCUGCCGCUCGAUAUCCUGCUCAAGCCACCUCCUUUCUCACACCCAAUCCAACAAAGGCCACGAUUUAGCCGUCGACGUCGAAAGAUCCGAGCUUUACUGCUCCUCCUGCGUGGAUCAAGUCUAUGAUCCCGACUUCGACGAGGCUGUCGUGUCCAAACACCUUGUUGGUACUCGUGUUAAUAAAGAUGCUGCUGUUAGUGGUGUUGGUAUCAGAUCGAACAAGAAGAGGAGGUUGUCUGCGGACUCGCAGCAGUUGAUUAUAGGGUCUAAGCAGUUCCUGGUGGAUCGGAGGGAGAAGUGGUCGUUCCCUUUAGGGCUGAGAGGUUUGAAUAAUCUCGGGAGCACUUGUUUCAUGAACGCUGUCUUGCAAGCCCUUGUUCACGCUCCUCCUCUCAGGAACUUUUGGUUGAGUGGUCAGCAUAACCGUGAUCUCUGCGAGAGGAGAUCCAUGGGUCUGUUGUGUUUGCCUUGUGAUCUUGACCUCAUCUUCUCCGCUAUGUUUUCUGGUGAUCGGACUCCUUAUUCCCCUGCUCAUUUGCUUUACAGUUGGUGGCAGCACUCGACGAAUCUAGCUACUUAUGAGCAGCAAGACUCUCACGAGUUCUUUAUUUCGCUUUUGGAUUGUAUUCAUGAGAAUGAAGGCAAGUCCAAGUGUCUUUAUAAAGAUCAUGAAGAGUGUCAGUGCAUUACUCACAGAGCAUUCUCUGGUCUUUUAAGAUCAGAUGUGACCUGCACAACGUGCGGAACCACCUCAACGACAUACGACCCUUUCAUCGACAUUUCGCUUACUCUAGAUUCAUCGACGGAUCGAAGCAGAAAGAGCAGAAACAGCGGCAGCGGCGGGGAGCCGAGCGUGAACGCGCCGAUGAUGCCGACGCUCUCCGGGUGCUUAGACCUCUUCACUCGGUCGGAGAAACUCGGUCCCGACCAGAAACUGAACUGCCAGAGCUGCGGAGACAAGAGAGAGUCUUCGAAACAAAUGUCCAUAAGAAGACUCCCUCCGCUCCUCUGCCUUCACGUGAAGCGUUUCGAGCACUCUCUCACCCGCAAGGCCUCGAGGAAAAUCGACAGCUACUUGCAGUACCCUUUCCGCUUGAACAUGUCUCCUUACCUCUCUUCCUCCAUCAUUGGCAAGCGGUUCGGGAACAGGAUGUUUGCAUUUGAUGGAGAAGGCGAGCACGACGGUUCUUCAGCAGCGUCUGAGUUUGAGAUAUUUGCGGUUGUGACUCACUCGGGGAUGUUGGCGUCUGGUCACUACGUGACGUACCUGAGGCUUAAAGGGUUGUGGUAUAGAUGCGAUGACGCGUGGAUCAAUGAGGUUGAAGAGGAGGUGGUGAGAGGGUGCGAGUGUUAUAUGCUCUUCUAUGCGCAGGAGAGAGUGAUUCAAAAGGCUCACAAGGAGUUGAGUUAUCAAGUUAUCUCCAUGGCUGAUGCAUUUCCCUUUGAUUGAUUGUUUGCUGAUCGUCUCUCUUUUUUUUUUUACUUGGCCAAAGAUUUUGAUGCAUUUUUACCUUAAAUACUUUUUUUUAUUGAUUGAAGGUUAAUGCAAAAUAUUUGGGAAGUCAAGUUUAAAUGAAGAAUUUUUUUUUACAAUA
Raphanus sativus (radish) is the source of this 2120-nucleotide messenger RNA. RefSeq names its product ubiquitin C-terminal hydrolase 22. Gene Ontology annotation, biological process: protein deubiquitination. Bases 293 to 1975 code for a protein of 560 amino acids. The transcript has 3 exons. NCBI's taxonomy places the organism in Eukaryota, Viridiplantae, Streptophyta, Magnoliopsida, Brassicales, Brassicaceae. Gene Ontology annotation, molecular function: cysteine-type deubiquitinase activity; zinc ion binding. The record is from RefSeq and is a predicted model, not a curated record.